AUGUCAGCAUCGACAUCAGUCAAUCAAAAUCAACAAACUGGUCAAAUUCCCAUUGCUCAACAGAACCAGCAACCUGGUGAAGGCAAAAACCAACAGCAACAACCUGGCCAAAGCAACAACCAACAGCAACAACAACCUGGCCAAGGCAACAACCAACAGCAACAACAACCUGGCCAACGGAAUAACCAACAGCAACAACCUGGCCAAGGGAAUAACCAACAGCAACAACAACCUGGCCAAGGCAACCAACAGCAACAACCUGGCCAAAACACCCAACAACAACAACAACAACAACAACCUGGCCAAGGCAAUAACCAACAGCAACAACAACCUGGUCAAGGCAAUAACCAACAGCAACAACCUGGCGUAGGCAAUAACCAACAGCAACAACCUGGCCAAGGCAAUAACCAACAGCAACAACAACCUGGCCAAGGCAACCAACAGCAACAACAACCUGGUCAAGGCAAUAACCAACAGCAACAACCUGACCAAGGCAAUAACCAACAGCAACAACCUGGUCAAGGCAAUAAUCAACAGCAACAACCUGGCCAAGGGAACCAACAACAGCAACAACAACCUGGUCAAGGCAAUAAUCAACAGCAACAGCCUAGCCAAGGCAACAACCAACAGCAACAACAACUUGGCCAAGGCAAUAACCAACAGCAACAACCUGGCCAAUGCAACCAACAACAACAACAACCUGGUCAAGGCAAUAACGAACAGCAACAACCUGGCCUAGGCAAUAACCAACAGCAACAACCUGGUCAAGGCAAUAAUCAACAGCAACAACCUGGCCAAUGGAACCAACAACAGCAACAACAACCUGGCCAAGGCAAUAACCAACAGCAACAACAACCUGGUCAAGUUGGUUGUGCACUGCAACAUCAGCAAGCAGGUCAGGCUACAAGUGGACAACAGCAACAGCCCCGAAUCAUACAGUAA
Molecule: messenger RNA, 942 nt
Organism: Rotaria sp. Silwood1
Lineage: Eukaryota; Metazoa; Rotifera; Eurotatoria; Philodinida; Philodinidae
Source: the annotation of a GenBank genome assembly